This is a messenger RNA of Mercenaria mercenaria, 504 nucleotides long. RefSeq lists its product as uncharacterized. The coding region runs from base 15 to 458 and encodes 147 amino acids. The record is from RefSeq and is a predicted model, not a curated record. The transcript has 3 exons. NCBI's taxonomy places the organism in Eukaryota, Metazoa, Mollusca, Bivalvia, Venerida, Veneridae.
UGGGACAGUUAUACAUGAUAUCAGGUCGUAUCGUUAGAAUAAAACAAGGACAGGAACACGCUAUUCAAAAUAUGGCUUAUAUUGACUAUAUAAUUUAUUUCACUGUUGUGCUUGCGACAAGUCGAACCACAGAGGGCGUGGUUUGUAAGAAUGAUACCAUGUGUGGAAGCGGGGAAUGUUGUUAUAUCAAGCCUGCUUUAGAGGUGGUUAGCAGGAGACAAGCCAGUAUUCUACCAGUACUGCCUGGUUUUCAUGAUACAGGCAUUUGCGAAAAGUAUCGCGUGGAGCACGAGUAUUGCGGACUACUGGAACAAGCUAAUGGGCAUUGUGGUUGUGGUCCAGGUCUGUUGUGCAAGUCUGUACCUGCUGCAUCGACCUUACAGCCUCUUGUAGUCAGCAAGAAAAGGGACAUAUACAUGCCCGGUCCAGGAUCCUUCCAGUGUGAAAUGAAACCUUAAAGAGAUAUUGUAUUGCUUUGAGGUACAAAUAUACGUACCUAUAUUA